CGCUGCGAAUUACGGCCACCUGCCCACCUCGACACCUCUCUCCUCACUCGUUUUAUGUGCCCACUCCCAUUCUUCGACGGUUACCAGCUUCACCGCCAAUGCCGCCGCCGCUUCAAAACCAGCCCAAGGGCCGCCGCCUUCUCUCCUUCCCGGCAGUGUACCCGUGCGAGGGCAUCGCGCCUGGGCCGCUGCUCGCCUCCCUCCUCUCCCUCGCGGCCGACAUGGCGAGCCGAGGGGCCGGUGACGCCGGCUCCUUCCCCGUGCUCCGCCGCAGCGUGCGGCAGGCCGUGCGAAUCGCGGGGUUACUGCUCGCCUUCCUCGAGGAGAUCCAGGACGCGACGAUUACGGCGACGGAUUUGCCGUCAUCGGCGGUGCUGGGGCUCACGGAGCUGCACGUGGCCAUGCAGAAGCUGCGGUUCCUCCUCACUGACUGUGCGCGGCGGGGCGCGCGGCUUUGGGUGCUAGUGAACGCCGGGCUGGCUGCGUCUGAGCUCCGGGGGGUCCUGGGGUCUGUCGCAACCGCCAUGGACGUGCUGCCAAGGGGCGUCGUGGACGUGUCCGUGGAGGCCGGGGAUCUCGCGCGGCUGGUGUCGGAGCAAGCGUGGCGCAUGGUGGUGCGGCCGGACGCCGGCGACGAGCGCACGGCGCGGAGCGUGCGGUCUAUAAUGGAGCAGUUCAAGAGCGGCAUCUCGCCGGACGCCGAGGACGCCAGGCGGUUGCUCAACUGCAUCGGGGUUAGGAGCUGGUUGGAGUGCUCGGAGGAGAUCGCCUUCUUGGAAGAUGAGUUGCGCAUGCGUUUGGACGGCGCUGUCGACGACCGCAGCAACGACGUGGUACUCAUCAACAGCCUAACGGCGUUUUUAGUGUACUGCCGCGUCGUGCUGUUCGAUCACAUCGACAGGAAUCCGAAGGGGGAUGCAGCGUCGGCGGCUGCGCUGCCGGCGAGGUGUCCGGACUGGAUCAGACCGGACGCGCUGCAGUGCCCGAUCACGCUGGAUCUCAUGACUGAUCCUGUGACCGUGUCCACCGGCCAGACGUACGACCGCGCGUCCAUCACCCAGUGGUUCAAGGCCGGGUGCCGCACGUGCCCGGUCACCGGCGAGAGGCUCCGAACCGCCGAAGUCGUCCCGAACGCCGCGCUCCGCGGGAUCAUCGAGAGAAUGCUGCUCAGCAACGGCGUCUCGCUUCCGGACACGAGCUCCGGGCACCGUCACGGGGCCCUCGGCAACACAGCGGUGCCAUUCGGGCCGGCCGCCGCCGGCGCCGCCCGUCUCGCCGUCGCCUACAUCGUCGCCCAGCUGUCGACGGGGUCGACGGCGGAGAGGCGAAAGGCGACGUGCGAGGCCCGCAAGCUCUGCAAGCACAACGUGUUCUACCGUGCGCGCCUCGUCGAGGCCAACGCCGUGCCGUGGCUGCUGUGCCUCCUGUCCUCCACGGACGCGUCCGUGCAGGACAAUGCCGUGGCGUCCCUCCUGAACCUCUCGAAGCACCCGUGGGGCCGGACAGCGCUCUUCGAGGCCGGCGGCGUGGGCCUCGUCGUCGACGUUAUCAACGUCGGUGCCAGGGCCGAGGCGCAGCAGAACGCGGCGGCCAUCCUGUUCUACCUCUCGUCGAACCCCGAGCGUGCCGAGGAGAUCGGCCGCAUCCCGGAGGCCAUCCCGACGCUGGUGCAACUCAUCCGUGACGGCGCAGCCCGCGGCCGCAAGAACGCCAUGCUCAGCCUCUACGGCCUGCUUCAGUGCGCGGGUAACCACGGCAAGGCCGUCGGCGCUGGCGCCGUUGCGGCUCUCUCCGCCCUGCUGUCCACCACCCAAGACGACCUCGCCAGCGACGCCAUCGCGCUACUGGCGAGGCUAGCGGAACAACUGGUGGGCGCGCUGGCCGUGCUGGCGCGGCCGGACCUUGUCGCCCGCGUCGCGGAGGCUCUCGCUGCGUCGGGGUCCCGGUCGGGGAAGGACCACUGCGUGGCGCUGCUGGUCUCGCUGUGCCGGCACGGCGGGGACAAGGUGGUGGCUCUGCUGGGCAGGAUGCCGGGGCUGAUGGCGUCGCUGUACUCUCUCGUCGCGGACGGCAGCCCGCAGACAUGCAAGAGGUCGAGGGCGCUGCUGAACCUGAUCCACCGGCACUAUGAGAUGGGCCAGCCUGCGGCGCCGGCGUCGGAGGCCGGCGAGCGUGUCGUUCGCGUGCUAUAGCUGCAAUGCGUCAUGUGAGACCAUUUUUGUUUCAGUUUCAGCUCGUGUUUUAGAGGACCUGGGAACGAAUUAGCUUCCUUUUUUUUCCUGCGAUUGCUGUAGAGAUAGAGAUACACACUUGAAAGUAUAUAGAAAUCUGCUGUGAGCUUUUUCUGAUAGGUAGUUGCAGUAGCUGUUUAGAAGUUGUUGCUGUACCUGUACAUACCAGUGGCAAGUUGCCUUGUGUUAAAUUAUGAACAGCUACGAUGCAAA
Molecule: messenger RNA, 2444 nt
Organism: Phragmites australis (common reed)
Lineage: Eukaryota; Viridiplantae; Streptophyta; Magnoliopsida; Poales; Poaceae
Product: U-box domain-containing protein 19-like
Exons: 1
Coding region: 99-2192 (697 amino acids)
Biological process (GO): protein ubiquitination
Cellular component (GO): nucleus; cytoplasm
Molecular function (GO): ubiquitin-protein transferase activity; protein binding
Source: RefSeq, a predicted model, not a curated record